This is a messenger RNA of Peronospora belbahrii, 363 nucleotides long. The record is from the annotation of a GenBank genome assembly. Lineage: Eukaryota; Oomycota; Peronosporomycetes; Peronosporales; Peronosporaceae.
AUGUUGUUUUAUGAAAGUAGUGAGCGUCUAUACAGCAAUGUUUUAAUAACACAAGUGCUAGAGGAGGUGACCGAGGCAUUGCACAAGACCAAUCCAGAUCUAUUCGAACUUUACGAACUAUUUUGUCUUGACACGGGCGAAAUCGAAGUUUUUUCGAGCCGUAGAAUGAUGAAUUGGCUACAAUUCGCAAAAGACUGCAAACCACCCGUAUCGCCGAUACCGGUGUUGCUUAAGAAAAAUGGUUUUGGGGAAAAAGAUUAUGAUAAGCUUGAUGAUUUGGUUAGUGAAGCACCUGGAAGUAAAGCCAAGGAUGAGAUUCAAAGGCUUUUACAAAUCGAGUCCAAGAAAGCAAAAAAGAAAUAA